Molecule: messenger RNA, 877 nt
Organism: Trametes versicolor FP-101664 SS1
Lineage: Eukaryota; Fungi; Basidiomycota; Agaricomycetes; Polyporales; Polyporaceae
Exons: 2
Coding region: 297-611 (104 amino acids)
Biological process (GO): regulation of DNA-templated transcription
Molecular function (GO): zinc ion binding; DNA-binding transcription factor activity, RNA polymerase II-specific
Source: RefSeq, a predicted model, not a curated record
CUGUCUUACAGAAACGACGACGUGGACGUCCGCGUAAAGUCCUUUCGUCAGAGCGCCCGUCUUCUCCGCCUGUUGUUGUCGACUACCCUUUCCCUCACUUUCCGGAGGCUGGCACACCAUACCUCCCCCCCUGUAACGGAAAUCCAACAGUGUCUUCAACGUCUGUCUCUUACCCUGUCCCCACACUGGCCGGUAUCGCAAGCUGCGUCGAACCGAUAGCGUGUGAGGAUGGCAGUGUAAACCCCUUUGAAACGGCCUUGAACCCCCCAAUUGGCCAGGCAGUCAUCCGCCUUGACAUGCACGAUAGCGACGGCGACAGGGUUAAGAGACGUUCCCCGGAGAAAAAAGAGUCAAUUAUGGCGUGCCUGUUCUGCCGCGAUCGAAAGAUUGCAUGCGGCCCUCCACCGCCUGGCGGCCCGCGUCGGUGCAAUCAAUGCACCCGCCGCGAGAGGGUAUGCGAGUAUCCAAAGGAGUCGCGGCGCGGCCUUCACAAGCGAAAUACUCGUGCCGCGCGUGUCGAGGCGCUUGUGUCGCGUUCCUCUGCGCCCCCGGCAAUCAAGCCUAAAGGCAAGAACAAGGCGGAUGUGCGUGGGCGGCGAGGAUACCCUUGAACGUCCCAACGCUCCAUCGGGCCUGUCAUCAAGUUGACAUCGGCCAUUGUACGCAUUGUAUCGGGUACAUAAAUUUGGCCGUUUCCCCUCCCUCGUCUCAACCUUUCGACCCCAGCGCCGAGUCGGAGCGAGGAGUACAUCGGCUUGCCCGCAUUGGUGUGGGGGCAAUUGUGUUGUUUAGUAAGGAUACUUCAACGUUGACAUGGAUGUUACGCCAAACAAUAUCUAAUUCUGUGCUCCCUUCUUACGUAUACGUCGUUCUCAUC